AUGAGAGCGGCUUCGCUAUUGCAAGGAUGCCUCCAGCUUCUUCAACUUGUCCACGUCGGUCUGUGCCUCAGACCGAAGCUGCAGCUUCUCUUCAUGUACGCCGACCAUCAGUGCACGCCCAGUCCCAGGUUGUUCAGGCCACUUGAAACCAUCUCCAAGACGACCGCAUACGUCACGUCGCUUGAACCGAGAGCCCUGCUUUCCAGGGAGAUCCAACUUAUGGUCACUCAAAUUGACGGUUGCAACGCAAAGGAGUUUAACCGCGGAUUCCGGAUCUUCGAGGCGCUCGAUGCGAUGGCCGAUGUGGCCAACAGGUCGAGGUGCUUCACGGUGUUCCUUGGACCUCCGCUUGGCGCUGAUUGCGUGGUCACCUCCGACUGGACCAUUUACACCUCCGUCGACACCCCCAGCUUGUUGAGGCCCUACCAGAUCAGCUACAACUGCCCGUCAUUCAGUCUGGCGAGGCAAUUCAUUGAGCGCAAUCGCGUCGAUCAGUACAUCGCUGAGGAGCCCAACUACGCCUCGGUGUUCAUCACGCUGAAUUUCUCCGCCACGGCACACGCCCUCAAAUCGCUGCUGCAGUUCCAGGGCUGGAGGCGCGUUUUUCUGCUGUUCGAGAUCAGCGACAGCAUGACAUCGCUUCUGUGGCUCACGAAUUCGAUCAAGUUGGCGUUUAAGGACGAGCAGAGAUUUGGACCCUCUGUGGACAUCGUCAGCUACCUUGGCAUCCGCGAAAACAUGAACUACACUGCGCUGCUGUACCAUUGGAUUAAACGCACUGACGCAAUCCUGCUUCUAUCACACCCCUCGUUGGCCGUAGCCUUUCUGCACGGUAUUAAGGCGAUUCCGGAGGUGGUGGCAGGCCGUGUGGCGGUGAUCCACUUCGACCCCUCGGACGCCAUCGCCUACGACGUCUUGCGUUCCUGGCGCCUCGAGCUGUCGACCUCGCGGGACCUCGGGGCCGCCGGCCAGUGCCUGCUCAUCGUCACGACGCUGCCCUAUGGCACGGGGUUCAAUGUCUCCUCGCCGCUGCUUCAGAGUCGCACCAUGGUCUCCUUGGCUUCGGCGGUGGCCUUGGCAGUUUCCAUGGUGAAGACGAUAAUCGUCGAGACCAACGCCACCUGGCCACCGCUCACGGCCAAUCUCUUUGCGCCGCUGCUGUCCAAUCACGUGCGCGUGCCCGUGGCGCCCAGUGUGGAACUUCACUUCAGCCGGUCUGACGAUGACGUCACAGAUUGGAACGACAUUUACGUGUUUCAACUGCUCACAGAAAACGUCUACGACGAAUCCUUCAGCAUCACCGAUGCGGCAUUUGACGAUGUCUUUGAAAUCGCCUCCGUGAUUCUCACACCCGGUGGCUACGUGACGGAGGUCGCGCCAUUUCGGUGGCCAGCAAACGGUUCUGGCCCCUACGUCGACACCUGCUUUCAGAUCAACUGCUUGGGCAAAGUGGACACAAUCAAAGGACUUGUGCUCGCGUCAGAGCUCGCGGCAGCCUCCAUAUUGGCAAUCAUCAUCGCCAUCUUUUUCAGACGCCACGAGAACUCGCUGAAGCUUCGAAUGGGUUCAAAUAAACUCGUUCUCUACCCCGACGACGUGAUUUUUCUCAAGCCGAAGAGUGCAUUUCCGUCGGGGUCCUACAACGAGAACUCCGUCAGCCAGAUUUUCCCCACAGGCCUCGUCGGUCCAGCCGCAUAUGAAAUUAGUUGCGAUAGCGAAAUUGAAAACACCAUGGAGGUCUCGACAACCUCGGAAGUUGAUGUUUCAAGGAAUAAUGGGGCCAUCGCCAUUUUCAACCAAAUGACUGUCCAUUGCGUAACAAUUUGGCCGAAGUCAGCGCAAGUAAUUGGCUUUCUCGCCAACCUCCUCCCCAUUUGA
This is a messenger RNA of Mesocestoides corti, 1878 nucleotides long. Lineage: Eukaryota; Metazoa; Platyhelminthes; Cestoda; Cyclophyllidea; Mesocestoididae. The record is from the annotation of a GenBank genome assembly.